Molecule: messenger RNA, 1938 nt
Organism: Lutra lutra (Eurasian river otter)
Lineage: Eukaryota; Metazoa; Chordata; Mammalia; Carnivora; Mustelidae
Gene: PIH1D2
Product: PIH1 domain containing 2
Exons: 6
Coding region: 189-1130 (313 amino acids)
Biological process (GO): box C/D snoRNP assembly; rRNA processing
Cellular component (GO): R2TP complex; ribonucleoprotein complex; cytoplasm
Source: RefSeq, a predicted model, not a curated record
CAAGCCCAACACCAGGAGGGGGAGAUUCCGGAACUGGAUGUAAAAAGCCUUUCUUCCUGGAGCUUUCCGGACCCAAUUAGACGUUGUACCCAGUCCGGUUACCCUGGUAACAGGCGUCGCGGUUUGUCAAGGAACCCAGAGAGGAGUCCUAUCUUUCCACAGACUCAAGAGGCCUAUUUACCUUAAUCAUGGAGUCUUCCUCAAAGUGUCUGCUCACCCAAGUUACUCAGUUCUGGAACCUCCUAGACGAUCUGGCUGAAAGUAAUCCUGAGAGCUAUGAGAAGUUCAUUGAACAGCAGCUGAAAGAAGGGAAGCAGCUCUGUGCCACCCCAGAACCACAGCUCUGUCUACAAACCAGGAUCCUAAAACCCAAGGAAAAAGUACUUUUUAUUAACCUGAGUCAGUGGAAAAGGAUCCCAGCUCCCCAGUCAAUCACUCAUCCAGUACCUCUAAGGGUUGGAACACCAGAAGAUAUGUCUGAGACAUCAGAUGUUUAUACAGUCAUCGAUGUUGCCUACAAUCCUGAUGUUCUCCAGGCAGCAGAAAAGGACCAAGUAAAAAAAGAUCAAUUAAUACGGAUGGCCAUGAAAUGCAUUGAGGAACAAUUCCAGCUCACUCUCUCACACUCUUACAGUAUCGCUAAAUUUAGAAUAAAAGGAAGCAUUCAAAGGAUGAAACAAAAUCUGAUGGGAAUACAAGGUGACCCCACAGAUUUAAGAGAGAAAAUGAGAAAGGAACUAACCCUUGAACAGAUAAGUAGUGCUGUGAGCAAUCCAGAUCACUUUCAGCUUUUAUUGCCAAAAGGUGAAGUUUCAAGCAAAGCAAGGUGUCUGAUUGAGGAGAUUUCCAGCUCAGAGACCCAGGUAGAGAUGAAGGAACCAGCCUAUGAAUUAAAAACUGUGGUUGACCAGAAUGAUAAACCUCUGGAAAUUGAAAUAAAAGUUGAAUUACCUGGUAUUGAUUCCGUCUCUCUCUGUGAUCUUAGUGUUUCUGAGGAUGAUUUAUUGAUUGAGGUCUCUGAGAAGUACAGAUUACAUCUGAAUCUUCCAGAAUUUGUGGAUACUGAAAUGACUACAGCCAAAUUUAUCAAAGAGAAAGCUACAUUAAUCGUCACAAUGCCAUUGGUGUAAGUCAAGAGCAUCAUUUGCUUUGGGUUUUCAGUGCUAAAGGCAUGUGAAUGAGAGGACCUUUAUAAUGGGUGAAGAGGUAGUGGUAAAGUUUACCUUAAAUACUAGUAUUUUCUAAGAAUUCUUUUUGAUGGAGUGAGAUUCUCCAACUUAUGUUUAUCUUUUUUUUUUUUUAACUCAAAUUUGGCUAGACAGAAACUCUUAUAAUGGUAUUGCCAUGAUAUACUUGUUUUGAAGCUAUUUCUAAUGGUCUUAAAGUAACAAAUUGUCAUUUGGGAAAAUUCUGUUUCCAAGUAAAUUGUGAAAAUUCUUGGUUUACUGGUUGAAAUUCUGGUUUACUUGGUUGUCUCUAGCAAAUUUUUGCAUCAGGAAUAAGUCUCAAACUGUGUGAAUUUUCUAUUACCAAGAAGAACUGAAGCAGUGAAAGUUUCCUCCAGCUAUGAAUUUACAGGGCCAAUGUAGUAGUAUGCAAACCUAUGCUUCUAUGAACCUCUGUACUACUACAACAGUUCUGAUGGGAGGAGUCCAAGUUACCAAGAUCUUUUAAUAUCAAAGAAGAGACUUGUCUGUGGACUGGAUACCACGAUGCAGUUAACAAUAACAGGAUGUUAUUGUACAGAAGAUAUAAAAUACAUCUAACCCUAAGAAAAAGGAUGUGACUUUGGGACAAGUGCCUUUCUCCUAUGAAAAUAAAAGACAAAAGCGAUAUAUUUACCAACUUUCAUUCAUCUGUCAGAUGGUUGUUCAAUACAAAGGUAUUAACUUUGAUGUUCACAUCAAACUUUAAACAUCCUUAAUCAUUUUUCCUAGA